Messenger RNA from Oncorhynchus mykiss (rainbow trout), 3312 nucleotides. Lineage: Eukaryota; Metazoa; Chordata; Actinopteri; Salmoniformes; Salmonidae. The record is from RefSeq and is a predicted model, not a curated record.
AUGGGCUUCGGAACGGAGGUGCUGGGGGAUGGAACUGACAGGUCCCGAUCCGGACGUCCGCGGGUGGCCAGCAGGGUGUCCAGCCAGAUGGACAGGUCCACCAGCUGGUCCAAACCCAACUCCAGAUUAGACCACGCUCCAGAACAGGCCAUUUCCCAGCCCAGCUCCAGAACAGACCACUACCGAGAGCAGCUCCAGAACAGGCCAUUAUCCAGCCCAACUUCAGAACAGACCACUACCCAGAGCAGCUCCAGAACAGGCCAUUAUCCAGCCCAACUACAGAACAGACCAGUACCCAGAGCAGCCCCAGAACAGACCACCACCCAGAGCAGCUCCAGAACAGGCCAUUACCCAGCCCAACUCCAGAACAGACCACUACUCAGAGCAGCUCCAGAACAGGCCAUUAUCCAGCCCAACUACAGAACAGACCAGUACCCAGAGCAGCCCCAGAACAGACCACUACCCAGAGCAGCUCCAGAACAGGCCAUUUCCCAGCCCAGCUCCAGAACAGACCACUACCCAGAGCAGCUCCAGAACAGGCCAUUAUCCAGCCCAACUUCAGAACAGACCAAUACCCAGAGCAGCUCCAGAACAGGCCAUUAUCCAGCCCAACUACAGAACAGACCAGUACCCAGAGCAGCCCUUGAACAGACCACUACCCAGAGCAGCUCCAGAACAGGCCAUUACCCAGCCCAACUCCAGAACAGAACACUACUCAGAGCAGCUCCAGAACAGGCCAUUAUCCAGCCCAACUACAGAACAGACCAGUACCCAGAGCAGCCCCAGAACAGACCACUACCCAGAGCAGCUCCAGAACAGGCCAUUUCCCAGCCCAGCUCCAGAACAGACCACUACCCAGAGCAGCUCCAGAACAGGCCAUUAUCCAGCCCAACUUCAGAACAGACCAAUACCCAGAGCAGCUCCAGAACAGGCCAUUAUCCAGCCCAGGUCCAGAACAGACCACUACCGAGAGCAGCUCCAGAACAGACCACUAUCCAGAGCAGCUCCAGAACAGGCCAUUCCCUAGCCCAACUACAGAACAGACCACUACCCAGAGCAGCUCCAGAACAGGCCAUUACCCAGAGCAGCUCCAGAACAGGCCAUUCCCUAGCCCAGCUUCAGAACAGACCACUACCCAGAGCAGCUCCAGAACAGACCACUACCUGGAGCAGCUCCAGAACGGACCACUACCCGGAGCAGCUCCAGAACAGGCCAUUACCCAGAGCAGCUCCAGAACAGGCCAUUACCCAGAGCAGCUCCAGAACAGGCCAUUACCCAGAGCAGCUCCAGAACAGGCCAUUCCCUAGCCCAGCUCCAGAACAGACCACUACCCGGAGCAGCUCCAGAACAGGCCAUUACCCAGCCCAACUCCAGAACAGACCACUACUCAGAGCAGCUCCAGAACAGGCCAUUAUCCAGCCCAGCUCCAGAACAGACCACUACCCAGAGCAGCUCCAGAACAGGCCAUUAUUAAGGCCAACUACUGAACAGACCAAUACCCAGAGCAGCUCCAGAACAGGCCAUUACCCGGAGCAGCUCCAGAACAGGCCAUUACCCAGCCCAACUCCAGAACAGACCACUACUCAGAGCAGCUCCAGAACAGGCCAUUAUCCAGCCCAGCUCCAGAACAGACCAUUACCCAGUCCAGCUCCAGAACAGAUCAGCUCCAGAACAGACCAUUCCCUAGCCCAGCUCCAGAACAGACCACUACCCAGAGCAGCUCCAGAACAGGCCAUUACCCAGAGCAGCUCCAGAACAGGCCAUUACCCAGAGCAGCUCCAGAACAGGCCAUUCCCUAGCCCAGCUCCAGAACAGACCACUACCCAGAGCAGCUCCAGAACAGACCACUACCCGGAGCAGCUCCAGAACAGGCCAUUACCCAGAGCAGCUCCAGAACAGACCACUACCCAGAACAGGCCAUUACCCAGCCCAACUCCAGAACAGACCACUACUCAGAGCAGCUCCAGAACAGGCCAUUAUCCAGCCCAGCUCCAGAACAGACCACUACCCAGAGCAGCUCCAGAACAGACCACUACCCGGAGCAGCUCCAGAACAGGCCAUUACCCAGAGCAGCUCCAGAACAGACCAUUCCCUAGCCCAGCUCCAGAACAGACCAUUACCCAGAGCAGCUCCAGAACAGGCCAUUACCCAGAGCAGCUCCAGAACAGGCCAUUCCCUAGCCCAGCUCCAGAACAGACCACUACACAGAGCAGCUCCAGAACAGACCACUACCCGGAGCAGCUCCAGAACAGGCCAUUACCCAGAGCAGCUCCAGAACAGACCACUACCCAGAACAGGCCAUUAUCCAGCCCAGCUCCAGAACAGACCACUACCCAGAGCAGCUCCAGAACAGACCAUUCCCUAGCCCAGCUCCAGAACAGACCACUACCCAGAGCAGCUCCAGAACAGGCCAUUACCCAGAGCAGCUCCAGAACAGGCCAUUACCCAGAGCAGCUCCAGAACAGGCCAUUCCCUAGCCCAGCUCCAGAACAGACCACUACCCAGAGCAGCUCCAGAACAGACCAUUACCCAGAGCAGCUCCAGAACAGACCACUACCCAGAACAGGCCAUUACCCAGCCCAACUCCAGAACAGACCACUACUCAGAGCAGCUCCAGAACAGGCCAUUACCCAGAGCAGCUCCAGAACAGGCCAUUCCCUAGCCCAGCUCCAGAACAGACCACUACCCAGAGCAGCUCCAGAACAGACCACUACCCGGAGCAGCUCCAGAACAGGCCAUUACCCAGAGCAGCUCCAGAACAGACCACUACCCAGAACAGGCCAUUACCCAGCCCAACUCCAGAACAGACCACUACUCAGAGCAGCUCCAGAACAGGCCAUUAUCCAGCCCAGCUCCAGAACAGACCACUACCCAGAGCAGCUCCAGAACAGACCACUACCCGGAGCAGCUCCAGAACAGGCCAUUACCCAGAGCAGCUCCAGAACAGACCACUACCCAGAGCAGCUCCAGAACAGACCAUUCCCUAGCCCAGCUCCAGAACAGACCAUUACCCAGAGCAGCUCCAGAACAGGCCAUUACCCAGAGCAGCUCCAGAACAGGCCAUUCCCUAGCCCAGCUCCAGAACAGACCACUACACAGAGCAGCUCCAGAACAGACCACUACCCGGAGCAGCUCCAGAACAGGCCAUUACCCAGAGCAGCUCCAGAACAGACCACUACCCAGAACAGGCCAUUACCCAGCCCAACUCCAGAACAGACCACUACUCAGAGCAGCUCCAGAACAGGCCAUUAUCCAGCCCAGCUCCAGAACAGACCACUACCCAGAGCAGCUCCAGAACAGACCAUUCCCUAG